CAACCAAUAUUGGUAUUGUCAUUGAUAAUUUACUAUUUAAUUUCGACAUUAAGUAUUUAAAUAUCUACAACGGUAUUUGAAUUUCUUUAAUUAAAAGUGUUAUAUAAUUGUUUUUCUUAGAAUGUCGGAUAUACAAAGUUUAUUUAAACAACAAUGUAUAGUACCGGAUGUUCUGACGACUGCGCCCUCAGAGUUAAUGCAAAUCCAAUAUUCUAACGGUGUUUCUGUUCAAAUGGGUAAGGAAUUAACACCUACACAGGUAAAAGAUAAACCUGUCGUUAAAUUCGCAGCCAAAGAAACUGAGUAUUACACUUUGGCUAUGGUAGACCCUGAUGCACCAAGCCGGGAGAAUCCAAAAUUUAGAGAGUGGCAUCACUGGCUGAUAGGAAAUAUUUAUGGCGGCGAUGUGAACAAGGGAGAAGUAUUAUCAGAUUAUAUAGGGUCUGGACCUCCAAAGGGCACUGGACUACACCGCUAUGUAUUUUUGGUAUACAAGCAGCCAGAGAAAUGUGAUUUUUCCCAAGUCCCCAAACUUCCAAAUAAUUCUGGAGAUAAAAGAGGAAAAUUUUCUAUUAACAAAUUCGCUCAACAGUUUAAACUUGGCCCUCCAAUAGCUGGUAAUUUUUAUUUAGCUAAAUACGAUGAUUACGUACCAAAAUUAUAUGCGAAGCUGAAAGGUUAAUUUUAUAAAA
Molecule: messenger RNA, 692 nt
Organism: Danaus plexippus (monarch butterfly)
Lineage: Eukaryota; Metazoa; Arthropoda; Insecta; Lepidoptera; Nymphalidae
Product: protein D2-like
Exons: 1
Coding region: 122-682 (186 amino acids)
Source: RefSeq, a predicted model, not a curated record